Molecule: messenger RNA, 2810 nt
Organism: Aspergillus heteromorphus CBS 117.55
Lineage: Eukaryota; Fungi; Ascomycota; Eurotiomycetes; Eurotiales; Aspergillaceae
Product: putative anaphase-promoting complex component Cut20/Apc4
Exons: 7
Coding region: 80-2572 (830 amino acids)
Biological process (GO): protein K11-linked ubiquitination; anaphase-promoting complex-dependent catabolic process; positive regulation of mitotic metaphase/anaphase transition
Cellular component (GO): nuclear periphery; anaphase-promoting complex
Molecular function (GO): protein binding
Source: RefSeq, a predicted model, not a curated record
GUGCGAUUGAUCCUCACAGCCAGUUGCUCUUGUUUCCGCCAUUUUCUUCCAAUAGAAUGGGCUAAGACGCCGCAGCAACAUGGCUGACGACAAUGGAUCUCAGCCGGCCCAUGAGCCGCAGCUCACGCCGGUCGGGGAGAAGUCCCUACCGGCGCGAUGUAAGGCCAGCACCCUGACCUACUGCCCCACGAUGGAUCUCAUCGCGCUGGUGACUGAGGACGACGAGCUACGCGUGUUCCGCCUGAACGGCCAGAAGGUCCUGGGGGGCUCGUUCAAGGGGGAUCCGUAUCUGGAUGAGGAUGAUGGGAGGGGUGAGAUUCGGGCCUUGAGGUGGAAAACUACCGGCCAUCUAAUCGCGGUUGCGUGUGCGGAUAACACCAUCCGCGUCAUCAGCGCUUUCAGUGGGAAAACCGUCCACCAUUACCCGGCCUACCAGCCUGACGGUGAAUCCACUGCCCGCCCGGUCGUCAAGGUCACUUGUUUGGGCUGGGGUGUCAAUUUCACCGAUAGCAAAGCUACCCAGAGACAUCUGCUUGAGGCUGCCGGUCAGGUCUCUGUCGAGGACCUCUUGUCGCCGGAUACCCAUCCCUCCAAGGCUGCUGCCUUGCUCAAGGCAGAUCUGCCGAGGGAGCUGGCCCUACUGGAUAUUGAGUCUUCGUUGCCGAAGUUGAGUACUUUGCCGGCGACGGGGAGCGACGAUGAUGUGUUCAGUUCCCGGGCAUCCAUUGAUGCGAUAUUUCAUUCUAUCUCCAAGAGUACGAGUGACGCAGUCGAUGUGAUGCUGGUCGGAUUUGACGACGGGACUGUUCACCUGCGUAUCUUCGACUGCUUCGAGAUCGGCUCUCUCCAGAUCGGGACCUCCCUCGGAAACGGGGGUCCCUGCCAAAUCCUUCGUCACUCAUCCCAUCCCCUCAGCUCCACUCAUGCGUUGUUGGCGCUGGCGCCCGAGGGCUCCCCCAGUCCGCUGCACCUCCUCACACUUGAUCUUCGCUUCAUCACACGAUCGGGGCGGUAUCUCUCCCUCCUUGCACAUAAGACCACGCAGCUGCAGAACCUGUUGCGGUACAUCGGUCAGGUGCAAAAGCAGAUCGAGCUGGAGUGGAAGAAUGCGCAGGAGCUCCCGGCGCGAUACAUGCGCAGUGUCACCGAGGACCUGCAGGAGAAAUGCCACUGUGAUUUUGUCACGGCUGCGUAUCAUUUGGUUGUGACUGGGGAUUGCUUCGAGCCGUUAAAGGAGUUUCUGGUGGAUAUUGUUGGUGAGAGGGGACACAAGAGAUGGGAGAAGGCUGUGUCGACUGGCUACGAGAAUGUUCGUCGGUUGACUCACGAAUGUCUUCUUCCUGCUUUGGAGAGGUGCGAGGUGUUGCUGAGCCGGCUGAUUGGGCUGUCGAAAUUCUACAAACUGAGCGAGGUGCUUGGGCUGGAGACCUCGGAUUUGAAUGCGAUCGUGGAGACGCUUGACUGUCUUCAUCUUCUGGCUCACCGUAUUAUCAUCCACGCCAAUGAGGAACUGGUCGAGUUCAACUCCUUCUCCCGGUGGUUCCGUCACGAGAUAGACAUGCAAAGUGCAGAGCCCAUGUCCCAGACUCUCGAAGAGCUGAUGGAGAAGACAGAUAUGAUUGAAUACCCGCAGACGCUGGAGUACAUCAGGGGCGCUCUCACCAAGAGCAAGUUGCGGAGGUAUAUCCAACAACUGCCGAUGAUGGGGGUGGCAAGACCGCCACCGACCUCGUCCGAUAAAUGGGCUCCAACCGGCCAUGACAGGUCGUUCUAUGACACGUUCAAGAAAUUACUUAAACAGAGUGAAACCCCCGACGAAGCCCAACCCGCGGAGCUCCCCAAGAUCAACGACUUGACGAAGCGGCUGGGAUUGCAGUUCGAGAGGGUCUUUGGGCAGAUCGCGUUGACGCAGCGCAGAGGAAUUCUCCACCGGUCGCCUCUUACUCUCCAUCCGGACUGCGACAAAGACGUUAUUGAUAUUAAGAUGUGUUGUGAGGACACAGAAAAGAGUCUUUGUGUGAUCUACAUAGCCACCAGAUCGGCCAAGAAGAAGCAUCUGCUCUGUUUCUACCGCGUUGAAUUAGACUCCGAAAACGGCGUGAGCUCUACACGAAAGACCUCAACCGGAGCGUUCGAUCUCCAGGGAGGCGAAAUCCGACAGGUGCAGUUCGUCGAAGACAAUACCGUCAUGGUGCUAUGGUCAAAAGACAAUGGAGCCUCGUACCUGCUCAGUCUGCCCUUCCAGGCUGCGUCGCCCGCGAAGCCUGACCUGGCACCGUUCUCUGUCGACUACGGCAUCCACGACCCUCGCUCCCCCGACCCUGUAACCUCUGCCACAAGCGUGGACCUGUCGUCUCCCGAUUCCCCGUAUACAGAUCUUAUCAAGCACAGCUUCCCCAGUGAUAAAGGGAAGGCACGGCCCAUACGGAUCGACGUCAACGGCCGACGCGGUCGCCGGGCGAUCUGCGUGGUGUAUGGCGAUGCCAUGCGGUACGAGGUGUUGGAUCUGGAUGCGGAGCUGGAAGAGGAGGAGGAGGAGGAGCAGGAGGAUGAGUUCGAGGACUUGGAGUAGAGGAGUAUCUAUUCAGUACGUAGAGGAAUAGAGGGGGUUCAGAGGAGAGGCUCAGAGUACGGAGUACAGAAAACUUCGUCUCUCCCCCCUCCAGUCUGAUUGUUUAUUAUUCCACAGGCCACGACGCAACGAUCUACGUCAUGUCUCAGGAUCGGUUUCACUACUGUCGAACACCAUGACAAUAAAAAAAAGGACGAGGAAACCGAGUCUUUCCCUCGAACAAUACCAAUGAUUGUGU